Molecule: messenger RNA, 1332 nt
Organism: Heterostelium album PN500
Lineage: Eukaryota; Evosea; Eumycetozoa; Acytosteliales; Acytosteliaceae
Exons: 4
Coding region: 1-1332 (443 amino acids)
Biological process (GO): protein phosphorylation
Molecular function (GO): protein kinase activity; ATP binding
Source: RefSeq, a predicted model, not a curated record
AUGGAUAAUAAUAUUAAUUUAGAAUACCCAGUUGAAACAAAUCCAUUAUUAGAAUAUGAAUUUGUUGAGAAUAUUGGAAGAGGUUCAAAUGCUUUGGUGUAUCUCUAUCGAGCUAAACAAACAAACCAAGAGUAUUGUGUAAAGCAUAUGGUUUUAGAUCCAACAUCAAGACAGUCUCAAUAUGUAAAUGAAAUAGAUAUUCUAUCAUUCUUUAAAGGUCAUCCUUUUAUAGUUACACUACACAAGCAUUUCUUCUAUCGUGGUAAUUUAUUCUUGCUAUUGGAAUACUCUAAAGAAGGUGAUCUUCAAGAAUAUUUAAAGAAAUAUGAAGAUUAUCUAACUGAAAAGCAAGUAUUGAGAUGGUUUAUUCAAAUUUGCUUAGCUUUACAUUCAUUACACAAUGCAGGAUUUGUACAUCGAGAUAUAAAACUAAAAAACAUAUUGUUAAUGAAUAACAAUGUGUUAAACUUGACUGAUUUCGGAACAUCUAUAGCGCUGUCAACAAAGAGUGAAAUAUUAAACUUCACUGGUACUCCUGCUUAUACUAGCCCUGAGAUGUAUAGUGGCAGAAAACAUAACUUUAAAACAGAUAUUUGGUCAUUAGGUGUAGUACUUUAUGAACUUAUAACAAAAGAACAAUGUUUUAGUCGAUAUUCGGAAAGAUUAAAACAAUUGGUACAGUCUAUUUUGACUAAUGCAAAAGAUAGACCUACAACUGCAUCAAUUUUGAAAAUGGAUAUUAUUAGAGAUUAUCUUGACAAUGAUGAUUUGGAAUUGCGUGAAAUAGUAAACAAGUAUUUAAUAGAGAAAUCAGUAAUCAGUUUAGAAGUUACUCAACAAUUACUAUUGAAAGGAUUAGAUGAUUUGAAGAAUAUUGACAAUGAUGAUGAUGAUGAUAGUAUCAAUAAACAAAUAACAACAAAUAUUAAAAGAUUAAAAGAUGGAUCAAUAGAUUUAGAUUCAAUUCCAAUGUAUUCAAAUACAAUAGAUGAUAAUGAUGAAAAACAAAUAGAAAUAAUUGAUGAAAGAAUAAGGAGAAUUAAGAAUAUAAAGAUGGUGGAAUUGGAUACAGAUGAUAUGUUUGUAAGGAAGAUCGGUAUAGAUAUCACAAGUUGUUGUCCGAAUUCCAAUGCUUUCGAGCUGGAGAUAUUUAGGAGUAGGUUGGAACAAGUGGAAAAAGCAUCACCUCUGAUCCUGGAGAAAUACAAGAACCACGGAAUCCACAAGAUGAUUCAAAUGAAACUCUGUGAACUACUCUGGGAGAACAAACCAGAUGAAGAAUACGUAGAUAUUCAACCUUAUUAUUUAAAUAAAUAUUCAAAUGACCUCUAA